Messenger RNA from Maniola jurtina (meadow brown), 4789 nucleotides. RefSeq names its product transitional endoplasmic reticulum ATPase TER94 (gene TER94). Gene Ontology annotation, cellular component: cytosol; nucleus; VCP-NPL4-UFD1 AAA ATPase complex. Bases 36 to 3623 code for a protein of 1195 amino acids. NCBI's taxonomy places the organism in Eukaryota, Metazoa, Arthropoda, Insecta, Lepidoptera, Nymphalidae. Gene Ontology annotation, molecular function: ATP hydrolysis activity; ATP binding; polyubiquitin modification-dependent protein binding. The record is from RefSeq and is a predicted model, not a curated record. The transcript has 24 exons. Gene Ontology annotation, biological process: cilium assembly; autophagosome maturation; retrograde protein transport, ER to cytosol.
UAACGACGAACAGAACUAGCACAGUUUAUUUGCGGAUGCUAUAUUUACUUGUAACUGUAAAGCGAGACAACUCGAAAGUAGGAUAUCUUCAGUUACGACUUACUGCACAUGCACAAUACGCCACACCGGACUCUGAUAUGGUGACAACAUUGUUGAGAGUUGAGCACGACAUGCCAAACGCUGGCGUGCUGCAGGGGUUACAAAUAUGGGGAGGAGUUUUAGGGGCACUCAUGGUUUUCUACGGCGUGAUUCAAUGGCGAGCGGUGAUAAAUAGAGGAGGUUCUUAUAUUGCCAUAGUUCCACUAAUGGCUAGUUAUGUAGCUGACGCACUACAUUUUGCAACAUUACUAUCGACCCUUCACGCUCUAGCAGCUGAGGCUGGCACCCUUGGGCUGACGCUACCGUUAUCACAGACAGAGGAACAAGUAAUUGAAGUCGUGACCUACACUUGUCUUUCUUUGAAGUGCCUUAAAAUUCUUUGGAUAAAUUGGAACCAAUGCCGAUAUGACAUAUUUUUCCUGGAUUGGUCCAAAUAUAACCCAACUAUCGAAGGUAUUCAAACCAAAUCAAACGACUGGAAAUCAGAUUUGUUAGCAAGAGAAUGGAUGUCGUUGCAAACAAAACGAAGGGUUUCACCUGGUUAUACUGUGACUAUCACUUUAUUCGUUUUACACUUUCUAUCACCGUGGCAGUCGUCUAUACCAAAGAGCCAAGGCUACAAAUGGGUAAUAGCAGUGAUUGCUUUAUGGUGCUCAUACACGGGCCUUCUUUGUACCCGGUUCGUCAUUGACAAGUUGGUUGAACCACAUUCGGCCAGGUUGCUCAAGGUUUGCACCGAUCUUGAAAUAUCGUUGUUGGUCUUUCAAGAGGAGUUUUAUGCCCAUUAUGUAAAUGGACGUAAUGGGGACUCAAUGGAUCUAAGGUCAAUGACGCAUCCUCUAUCUUCAUGUCGUAUCGUAUGUGCACCUCAACUAAGGUACGAGUAUAUUAAAAAUGUUUUUUCAGGCGUUCUAACGGACGGCCAUACAAACUGUGAACUUAUGACUCAAUUUCUGGCUGCAUUUAUUGAGAGAGCUUUAGACGGCCUGAACUGGGUUGCUAGUGAAAGAACCAUGAUGGAGAGGUUGUUUGAUGUGGAAUUCGUUUCAAGAGAGGGUGGCAACAUUAGCGUACUUUUGUAUGACGCCGACGUCACAACACCUUCGUGCUUUGCUGUUACGUGCCCUGAUGAUCUUUCCACCGCGAUCCUGCGUCGCAAGGACAGGCCCAACCGUCUGAUCGUCGAGGAGGCUGUGAGCGAUGACAAUUCGGUGGUCGCAUUAUCGCAGGCCAAAAUGGAGCAGCUACAAUUAUUCCGCGGCGACACGGUCCUUCUGAAAGGCAAGCGUCGCAAAGAGACUGUCUGCAUCGUCCUCUCAGACGACAACUGUCCGGACGAGAAGAUCCGCAUGAACCGCGUGGUCAGGAACAACCUGCGCGUGCGACUGUCCGACGUGGUGUCGAUCGCGCCUUGCCCAUCUGUCAAGUAUGGAAAGAGAGUUCACAUCUUGCCUAUCGAUGAUUCCGUUGAAGGUUUGACUGGAAACCUAUUUGAAGUAUACUUGAAGCCGUACUUCAUGGAAGCGUACCGGCCCAUUCACCGCGACGACACGUUUAUGGUUCGAGGAGGUAUGCGCGCCGUGGAGUUCAAGGUGGUGGAAACAGACCCGGCGCCCUACUGCAUCGUGGCGCCCGACACCGUUAUACAUUGUGAAGGGGACCCCAUUAAACGCGAGGAAGAGGAGGAGGCCCUUAACGCGGUAGGCUACGACGACAUCGGUGGUUGCCGCAAGCAGCUUGCUCAGAUCAAGGAGAUGGUGGAGCUACCGUUACGUCAUCCUUCACUCUUCAAGGCAAUCGGAGUGAAGCCUCCGCGCGGUAUUCUCAUGUACGGGCCGCCGGGAACCGGGAAGACACUCAUUGCACGCGCUGUAGCUAACGAAACAGGCGCAUUCUUCUUCCUGAUCAACGGUCCGGAGAUCAUGUCGAAGUUGGCCGGCGAGUCGGAGUCCAACCUGCGCAAGGCUUUCGAGGAGGCCGACAAGAACUCGCCCGCGAUCAUCUUCAUCGACGAGUUGGACGCCAUAGCUCCCAAACGUGAGAAGACGCACGGGGAGGUCGAACGUCGUAUCGUCUCGCAGUUGCUCACACUUAUGGAUGGUAUGAAGAAGUCUUCCCACGUGAUAGUAAUGGCGGCCACUAACCGGCCGAACUCGAUCGACUCGGCUUUACGUCGCUUCGGUCGAUUCGACCGUGAGAUCGACAUCGGCAUUCCCGACGCGACCGGUCGUCUAGAGAUCCUGCGUAUCCAUACCAAGAACAUGAAGCUCGGAGACGACGUUGACUUGGAACAGAUAGCAGCAGAGUCUCACGGUCACGUGGGCGCAGAUCUUGCCUCACUGUGCUCCGAGGCUGCUCUUCAACAAAUCCGCGAGAAAAUGGACCUUAUCGACUUGGAGGACGAUCAAAUAGACGCAGAGGUUCUCAACUCACUCGCCGUCUCCAUGGAUAACUUCCGUUACGCGAUGACUAAAUCCUCACCAUCGGCACUCCGCGAGACAGUCGUGGAAGUUCCCAAUGUGUCGUGGACGGACAUCGGCGGUCUGCAGAACGUAAAGCGCGAGCUGCAGGAGCUGGUGCAGUACCCUGUGGAGCAUCCCGACAAGUUCCUCAAGUUCGGCAUGCAACCCUCGCGCGGGGUGCUCUUCUACGGCCCUCCUGGCUGCGGUAAAACACUCUUGGCCAAAGCCAUCGCCAACGAGUGCCAGGCGAAUUUCAUUUCCGUGAAGGGUCCAGAACUGCUCACCAUGUGGUUUGGUGAAUCUGAGGCCAAUGUGCGAGACAUCUUUGAUAAGGCCCGGUCAGCGUCCCCCUGCGUGUUGUUCUUCGACGAGUUGGACUCCAUCGCGAAGUCCCGCGGGGGCUCCGUGUCGGACGCGGGUGGCGCGGCGGACCGAGUCAUCAACCAGAUCCUGACUGAAAUGGACGGCAUGGGCGCGAAGAAAAACGUGUUUAUCAUUGGCGCGACAAAUCGGCCCGACAUCAUCGACCCGGCGAUCCUGCGGCCGGGCCGCCUGGACCAGCUCAUCUACAUUCCGCUGCCCGACGAGAAGUCGCGCGAGGCCAUCCUGCGCGCCAACCUGCGCAAGUCGCCCAUCGCCAAGGACGUGGAUCUCACGUACAUCGCUAAGGUGACGCAAGGCUUUAGUGGUGCGGAUCUGACGGAGAUCUGCCAGCGCGCGUGCAAGCUGGCCAUCCGGCAAGCCAUCGAGGCGGAGAUACACCGCGAGAGGGCCCGCCAGCAACAGCAGGCCGCCGCUGUUAUGGACAUGGACGAGGAGGACCCGGUGCCGGAGAUCAGCCGCGCGCACUUCGAGGAGGCGAUGAAGUUCGCGCGGCGCUCCGUGUCCGACAACGACAUCCGCAAGUACGAGAUGUUCGCGCAGACGCUGCAGCAGAGUCGCGGCUUCGGCACCAACUUCAGAUUCCCCGCGUCAGGGGCGGCGUCGGGCGGAACAGGGACGUCGGGUGGGGAUCAACCCACCUUCCAGGAAGAGGGCGGCGACGACGACCUGUACAGUUAAGUGCCGGGUGCGCCCCACCCCGCGGCAGCAAUCUGUGAACGCACGCUCUGCAGUCGUAGAACUGACGUUAUUGCAUAAGAAUUAUCUUAUAAAUAUACUUUAGGAGUACGUUUCGGGGACCGUACGUAAAAUACGUCACGUAUCAACUCUUUUAUUAUUUUUAAUUGUAACCGUAAAUCUUUCGUUUAACUUGCCCAUUUUCAUAUAGCGACCUUGUAUCCAAUAACAGAACAUUAGAAAAAUUUAAAGUAAUUAAUGGUACGCGUCUGCACUUUCGAGAUUCGGCAAAUGAUUCGAGUUCGGGCUAACCUUAUAUGUUCAGCAUUAGGCAAAUUAACUGGCCGAACUGUUCGGGAUACGGGAUCAUGUAUUGUUUUUGGCAAAUUUUUAAAUAAAUUUGGCAAAUCAGACAUUCUGUGGCAGCGAAUAGUCCUCCCUCCCGGAAAAAACACCAACCAACCAACCAACCGAUUGCCGCGAGCCACAGAAUUCCCGAUAUCACGAAUCAUUGCCGGAUCUCGACAGUGAAAAUUAUCCUCUGAGCACUUCUGUAUAAUCUGUGUAAUUGUGUGCCGCACACUCAGGGCAAACGUUAACUAAUGUUGGCAAGUGAAGGAGUGUAGAGAGGCCUUGGUCAAGACAAAAAGUCUAUAGAACAUACUUUGUCUUUGUUCAGGCUUCACUAUCAAGCUAAGACAAUGCCAGUAUUUAUAAAGCUAACUUUUUAGGAAAAGGUAGAUUUUUUUAAUGUGUCCCUAUUACAUAUUAUAUUUCUUUUUUAACAUUGCUGAAACACUUUAGUGUACGUAUUUUACGGACUGGGUGCCCCUUACGAAUGCAUUCUGGGUGUUUUGGACGAAGUGUUGCAAGCACGGGCACCGUUUCGAAAUAUAUUUCAUAGACAAUAGAAUAGACCAGUCUGACUGGCGUCGCAACUCCGAAUGAACAUGUAUAAGUAUUUAUUUUAUAAUUCAACCAUCAUUUUGAUUCGCUUAUGUUUAGUUGUAUUGUUUGGAAGUACCCGCGCGGCCGGGCUGUGUAUGGUCCUAUGAUAAUGUAAUUGUUACCCGUAAUUGUCAGAUCGUGUGCGUAGGCGACGUCGGCCUGUGCCGACAUUACACAAUAUCGCAGUGAUUUUUAUUGAAUAAAAGAUUUUUAUAGUCCAA